Sapajus apella (tufted capuchin) is the source of this 1320-nucleotide messenger RNA. It is a transcript of the gene HOXC9, whose product is annotated as homeobox C9. NCBI's taxonomy places the organism in Eukaryota, Metazoa, Chordata, Mammalia, Primates, Cebidae. The coding region runs from base 67 to 849 and encodes 260 amino acids. Gene Ontology annotation, molecular function: DNA-binding transcription factor activity, RNA polymerase II-specific; RNA polymerase II cis-regulatory region sequence-specific DNA binding. Gene Ontology annotation, cellular component: nucleus. Gene Ontology annotation, biological process: embryonic skeletal system morphogenesis; anterior/posterior pattern specification; DNA-templated transcription. The record is from RefSeq and is a predicted model, not a curated record. The transcript is spliced from 2 exons.
UGUGAGCAGAUAAAAAGUACAUAUACAGUUCAUACAAUAAUCUUAUGUAUGUAAAACCCCGUUACGAUGUCGGCGACGGGGCCCAUCAGUAACUAUUACGUGGACUCGCUCAUCUCUCACGACAAUGAAGACCUCCUAGCGUCCAGGUUUCCGGCCACGGGGGCUCACCCCGCCGCCGCCAGACCCAGCGGUUUGGUGCCGGACUGUAGCGAUUUUCCGUCCUGUAGCUUCGCGCCCAAGCCGGCAGUGUUCAGCACGUCGUGGGCGCCCGUGCCCUCGCAGUCGUCCGUGGUAUAUCACCCGUACGGCCCCCAGCCCCACCUCGGCGCCGACACGCGCUACAUGCGGACUUGGCUCGAGCCGCUGUCCGGCGCCGUCUCCUUCCCCAGCUUCCCGGCCGGGGGCCGUCACUACGCCCUGAAGCCGGACGCCUACCCCGGGCGCCGCGCGGACUGCGGCCCGGGCGACGGCCGCAGCUACCCGGACUACAUGUACGGCUCGCCCGGGGAGCUGCGCGACCGCGCCCCGCAGACACUGCCCUCGCCCGAGGCGGACGCGCUCGCCGGCAGCAAGCACAAAGAGGAGAAGGCCGACCUGGACCCCAGCAACCCCGUGGCCAACUGGAUUCACGCCCGUUCCACGAGGAAGAAGCGCUGCCCCUAUACCAAGUACCAGACGCUGGAACUGGAGAAGGAGUUUCUCUUCAAUAUGUAUUUAACCAGGGACCGUCGGUAUGAGGUGGCCCGGGUUCUCAAUCUCACUGAGCGGCAGGUCAAAAUCUGGUUUCAGAACCGAAGGAUGAAGAUGAAAAAGAUGAAUAAAGAGAAAACCGACAAGGAGCAGUCCUAAACCCUGCCCAGCCUGCUGCCUCAGCACAGCCAAGGGAAAAACAAAAACCCCACAAAAUACCCCAACCCAGGCGGGAGAGAGACGAAAAAGACAAGGAAAGAGCAAGAUAGAGAAAAGCCAAUCAGCUUAAAAAGGAAAAAAAAAAAAAAAAAAAAAGGAAGGGGAAAAGAAAACUCUUGCGAUUUGGGAGGGUUCAGUGUUGAGAUAUUGGUGUUUUAGAGUUAGUUCUACCCAGCAAGGAGGAGGCAGGGAGAGAAACUGCGUUCUCUUUCCCCAGCGCAACCGAAAUAAAUGACACACACAAAUGUGAUUUUUUUUCUCCUUUCUUCAGAGAAGCCAGUACUUGAAUCGCUAUAUUUCUAUUUUUCCCCCUGUAUCGUGUUUGGUCCAGGCCAUCCCUCCACGGGCCUGGGGCGCUCUGCGUGCAGAUUUUGUACAAAAAAAAAAAAAAAAAAAAAAGACACACACACA